GUCCUGAUUAACUAUGUCGAUCAUCAUCAUCAACAUCCUCACCAAACUUAAAAGAAAACAAUUUUCACUGUUCUUGAUAUGUUUAUCUUUCUUCUCUGCUCUACCACUGUCACUUUUCCUUCGCCUGCCGGCCGCCGUACUCCGCCGUUGAUUCAGUUUCCGGUGACUGUCUUCCACUGUCCUCCUCCUCCUAUUUAACCUCCUUCUCCUUUCUACAGGAUGAUAGCUAUUUCGAAUUCUCUGCUUUUAUCAACAACCCCUUCUCUGCAUUUCACUUCUGGAUCUAGUUUGAAGUCGGCAGAUAAAAGUGUCAGUGAUACCACCAAAUUGGCCUUCAGUCCAAGGCGUGGAGGAAAAUCAUCCUCAUCUAGAAGAUCAAUAACCGUUCAAGCAGAAUAUAGUGAUGGGGGGAGGCCAAGCAAUUCAAGCAUCUUUGUAGGUGGCUUUCUUUUAGGAGGAGUAAUCAUUGGUGCACUUGGUUGUAUCUUCGCACCAGAGAUUAGCAAGGCAUUAGCUGAAACAGAUAAGAAGGACCUCAUGAGGAAGUUGCCCAAGUUUAUUUAUGAUGAAGAAAAAGCAUUGGAGAAACAACGCAAGAUACUAACUGAGAAGAUUGUCCAGCUGAAUGACGCUAUUGACGACAUCUCCAACCAGUUGAGGUCAGGGGAUGCAGAAAAUGGAGCUGCCGUGAACCUAGAUGAAGUUGAAAGUAUUAUAUAAAGUACACAUCAGUUGGUUUCAUGUAAAGGGGAUAAACUUUCUGAAGACAUUGAGCAAAUUCUAAGUGUAUUGUAUCUGGACUAUUUUAAAACUACAUUACCAUCAAAUAUGAAGUAACAAUACAAGUUUUAACAUAA
Molecule: messenger RNA, 857 nt
Organism: Solanum dulcamara
Lineage: Eukaryota; Viridiplantae; Streptophyta; Magnoliopsida; Solanales; Solanaceae
Exons: 5
Coding region: 220-720 (166 amino acids)
Cellular component (GO): chloroplast thylakoid membrane; chloroplast inner membrane
Source: RefSeq, a predicted model, not a curated record